Messenger RNA from Sparassis crispa, 2079 nucleotides. RefSeq lists its product as hypothetical. The transcript is spliced from 7 exons. The record is from RefSeq and is a predicted model, not a curated record. The coding region runs from base 1 to 2079 and encodes 692 amino acids. NCBI's taxonomy places the organism in Eukaryota, Fungi, Basidiomycota, Agaricomycetes, Polyporales, Sparassidaceae.
AUGGCACCGAAGAAAGCAACAUCCAACUUACCACAUCCUUCUCCCCUUGUUGAUGCUGAAGGUUCGAGACCUGUGGUCGUGCGGCCCAGUCGCUCAACUGCGAACAAAAAUCCCGCUGGUCCCGUCAUCAAUGCCAAGCAGAAGAGACGCAUGCAAGCUGAGAUACAAGCAGACAAAAAAAGAAAAGAGCUUGAGAAAGCACAGAAGGCCGAGCAACGGACUGCAUCAAUUCAUCGGAUUGCUGAGAGGGAGGAUUCUAUGCGACGGGAAGAUGGAAAACGUCAGUCAUUGCGUCCUGAUCUUCAUCUGAUCAACGUACCUCUUGUGCAUACUUCCAUAGUGCAGAAGGCGAUCCACGAUUCGGCUAUCAGCAGCAUCGAGGAAGGCGAGGCUAAGGCACCCACAUUUGCCGGAGCUAGCCCAGAGCCUUCCAUACCUCCAGGAUCUGCUUUCGACUCAGAGUCGGAAGGUCAGGUUGAUGAUGCUGGAGAGACAGAAAUCGACAUUGCUGAUUCUGCUGGAGAUAGCGGGGAGGAUCUCGACUACAUCGCACCAAGCGGUGAUGCCGAGGAUGAGGAUGAGGAUCUUGGGAAUGACUCAGACUUUGAUGUCGCAAUGAUUACGGGGGAACUCGGUGGGAUUGAUGCUGGUGAUGAAGGUGCAGAGGAUAUUGGUAUGGAGCCUGCGGGCUUGAGCCGCUCCAUGAAAGGAACAUGGAAGAAAUUCUUGGCUUCGGAGACUGCUAGGAAGGAGAGAAACAAGAAGAACAAGACAGCACUUAGAAGUCAAAUUAUCGACAAACGCAAGGAAGCGCCAACAGCGCCAGCACGCGGCGCUUCAUCAAUGGCGACGAAAUGCAAGGCCCCUGCCAGCGAAAAACUUGCACAUGAGAACAAGUGUGCGAAGGCGGUGGAGACUGGUGGCUUAAAGCCGGGCUGGAGAAGAUAUUUAGCUCGUUCUGAUAACUCCUCAAAAACCUCACUCACUCACGGUGGGGAAUCAGAUGCGCCAAUUGAAGGGGAAUUCGACAAGGACGAGGGUACUGAAGUGUUGCACGCUGUGCGUGCAACUCGUCAGACCGACGAUACCCAACGUGAAGGUUCCACUGCUACGAAUCUGGUCAAGAUCAAACCAGUGGGCAUCGUCUUGAAGCCUGCAGCCAUCGCGGAGAUUGAUAAGAAGGAACGCGGAGCUGGGCGUGUGAACAAACAAGCUGCCACAAGCUGGUCGAACAAAGACCUACCUUUCCCAGCGGCACGGGGAAGGCAGCUUCUUGUCUGGCAGCGAAAAUUCAUCCCGACACUUAUUACCUGGGCUGCUACUCUCCCCGACCCUUUCGGUUCCAAUAGCCACUCAGAUUUCAAGAGUACGGUAAGGCUGAUCUGGACGAAGAUUUUUAUUGACCUGCCGGAACUCGACGUUGAUGGAAAACUACGAUCUGAGCACCCCGCUAUCCACGCUGUGGCCCAGGCGGCACUCCGCACUUAUCGUAGCGACAUUGGUAAAACGGCACUACGGAUCAUUGACACCAUUUGGGAGUCCGUGGAUAUGGUGGGCAACUACACCACCGUUGAGCGUAGGAAGGCCUGGAUAGAAGCACGCCUAAACAACAAGAACUUCUUGUAUCUAGACCCUGAGUCCACGGCGCAUCCGGGCACUUUCCGUGGCCCUCUAAUCACGGAAACAUUUGCCUACCACCUUCAACUCACCAUAAAAAGCGAGGUGGAUUAUGGUGAGCCCACAGGAGCGCUUGCGUUGUGCACUGCCGCGGUACAGCGGGCACUCACUGUAUGGAAGGACGGGAUGAACUCGCUGAAGGAGCCCGAUGGCAGUGCACGUCAUGGUGGGGCGAGGAACUCCAAGGAAAGCUUCAAAGAUGAGCCGUGGGGGAAUGAGGCAAAGAUAUACUACAAUCGCACGAAGGGCCUGAAGGAGCCUAAGUGGCACGCAAUCUGUCAAGAUGCACAUGCACAUCUGCAACGCAGGAACAACAACCUCACGAUCGAUCUGACAGCAGACUCCUCCGAAGGUGGUGCCAACGUUGAUGAUGACAUCCGCAUGUCGGACGAUGAUGACUGA